Phyllopteryx taeniolatus (common seadragon) is the source of this 1640-nucleotide messenger RNA. It is a transcript of the gene fam131aa, whose product is annotated as family with sequence similarity 131 member Aa. Bases 557 to 1312 code for a protein of 251 amino acids. The record is from RefSeq and is a predicted model, not a curated record. The transcript has 6 exons. Lineage: Eukaryota; Metazoa; Chordata; Actinopteri; Syngnathiformes; Syngnathidae.
AAUGCACCUACAAUCUGCAAAGGGAAAAAAAAAAAAUCAAUAAUAAAAUAUAUUGCUCGCAUGUUGGAGAAGAGAAGGAGGAGGUGAGGGUGUUGCAAAAGAGGGGGUACCGGAGAGGCGGGGUGUGCCCCCGCCUUGAUGACGCUCGCCACAUCGGGAGACAUUUGGCCAGCCGAGCCAUCCAUGCAGCCUCCUCCUCCGACCGUGGCGGAAAUCCGAUGCCGGAGCGCGUGAAGAUGCUCAGGGGGACGGCGUGACGUACGGCCGGAGGACAAACGCACUUUCCCCUCUCUUGGCAUCUGUUGAUCCGAUUUGGUUUGGACGCCGCCGCGCUGCGCGUUACGAUGAGCGAUGUGAUUUACAGGCCCUGACGCCACGCGUGUGCAGUCCUGCGGUACUUGAACGCACCAUUUCCUCAACACAUCGAGCAACCCCGCACGGAGGCGGCUCAGGCCGGCUUACCUGGAGCCCACUUGUUGGCCCUCCACCCUGCUGCACCGUGUGUGCGUGUGCUAUUUCCAGGACACUUUAUUAGGUGAAAUUCGAGGAGAGUGACAUGAUUCCAAAGUCAGGAAAAUCUCCGGCGGACUCGCGAAAAAGUGUGGGCAUCCAUGAGUUUGCAGCGCUUGCCAGAUCAUCCCUGAACGGCAUCUCUCAGGCAGUGAGGGACCAUGUGACCAAGCCCACCUCCCUGGCCCAAGGCCGCGUGGCCCACCUCAUCGAGUGGAAAGGGUGGCCCAAACCUGCGGACCCCCCACAGGCCGCCCACUUAAGCUCCUAUUGCCACUUGAGCGAGGGCGAGAAGGAGGCCCGCUUCGCUGCAGGCGUGGCAGAACAGUUUGCCAUCGCUGAGGCCAAGCUGCGAGCGUGGGCGUCAGUGGACGAGGACGACGUGGACGAGGAAGAGGAAGACUCUAACGACGAGGACGCCAAAGCGGGCUCUCACGCCGACGUCACACCUCAGAGCACACCAGACGCCGCCCCAUCCGAGCUUAAAUCCGGAGCUCUGGUCCGGUCUGAACGGAUUACCGAAGAGGGCGGCGGCAGCGAGGUGUGCGUCCACCACAAACCCGAGGGGAGGCCCAGUCGUUUCGAUUCCUGCUACUCUACCUCGCACUCGGAAUCUCCCGGAGAGGAGGAAGAGGAGGAAGAGGAGGAAGAGGAUGAGGUUUUCCACGAAGCUCGGGUGUGGAGCUCCAGCGGCUUGCCGUUCGACCGGGCCUCCUCCGGGGUGGCGUCCCUGGAUGAGGAAGACCAAGAGAACCAGGACGAAGGAGGAGGGAAGAAGGAAGAUAAGGAGUAUUUGAUGUGAUGUGUCGUCCAUGUCUUUGAUUGUGGAGAUGACGUCAUCUGUUUAGCUUUGCCUUGUGUCCUUCUUCUUCUUCUUCUUCUUCUUCUUCAUCUCUGUCUCCCAUCUAUUGUCAGGCCAAAAGCACCACUGGAGAAUUGCGAGCGGAAUGUAACUGUCAGUUUUGUACAUUUUAUGGUGUCAAGUGUUGCUAUGGCAUUGUUUUUUCUAUGGAAUAUUUUGUAGUGUUGUAUUUUGUCAGGGUUAAUGCUGUGUCACGUGGAUGUUGAUACUGAAUGUCCUUGCACACUUCAAAAUAUAAGGUGAUUUGUUUUCUGGGGGGAGCACACGA